Molecule: messenger RNA, 2322 nt
Organism: Camellia sinensis
Lineage: Eukaryota; Viridiplantae; Streptophyta; Magnoliopsida; Ericales; Theaceae
Source: RefSeq, a predicted model, not a curated record
CUUUCUUUCUCUUUUUUAAAUUCGUUCCAAAAUCUCUUAACCGAAUACAGCGAUGUUGUAGCCCUAUAAAAUGGUGUCACACACACGAUGCACCAGCACCACCAUAUGACCCCUCUCUCUCUCUCUCUCUCUCUCUCUCUCUCUCUCUCUGUAGCUGGUGUUGUACGCAUGCGUCCCGGGUUUGCUCCUAUACUCUUUCAGCCACCACCACUGCCGGCACACAACCACCACCAGGACUACCAAACCCAGCAAUCAAAAACUCCUCAUUCAAAGCCAAAAUAAAGUUCUCUCUCUCUCUCACUCUUCCUUUGCACUCAAAAGUAAACAAACUAUUUAAAGAUACUCUUUAGAAAUACAAGCUCAGCAGAUUACUUGGCUGCAAAUUACCAUGGCCGAAGAUGAUAUCUAUACAAAUGACGGUACGGUUAAUAUCCAUAAAAAGCCUGCAAACAGGAUGGAAACUGGAAAUUGGAAGGCGUGCCGUUUCAUUCUUGGAAAUGAAUGUUGUGAGAGGUUGGCAUACUAUGGUAUGAGCACCAACUUGGUGAACUAUCUGAAAAAACGUCUCAACCAAGGGAAUGUCACCGCAUCAAACAAUGUCACAAAUUGGUCGGGAACCUGCUACAUCACACCCUUGAUUGGAGCUUUUCUAGCCGAUUCCUACUUGGGAAGAUAUUGGACAAUUGCCAGUUUCUCAGUAAUCUAUGUCUUUGGGAUGACACUCUUAACAAUGUCCGCUUCACUCAAAGGACUAAAGCCGACAUGCGACAACGAUGUUUGCCACCCAUCGGCAUUACAAACUGCAGUCUGCUUCAUAGCACUCUACUUAAUUGCCUUUGGGACUGGUGGAAUCAAACCAUGCGUCUCGUCCUUCGGCGCGGAUCAGUUUGAUGAAACCAACGAAACCGAGAGGAAGAAGAAGAGCUCCUUCUUCAAUUGGUUCUACUUGUCAAUCAAUAUCGGUGCACUUAUUGCUUCCUCAGUUUUGGUGUGGAUUCAAAUGAAUGUGGGGUGGGGUUGGGGUUUUGGUAUCCCGGCAGUUGCAAUGGCCAUUGCAAUCAUAUUUUUCUUCUUGGGUAGCAGCUUGUACCGGCUCCAGAAACCUGGAGGGAGUCCCUUGACACGGAUUAUCCAAGUGGUGGUUGCGUCCAUAAUAAAAUCCACUGUAAAAGUUCCUGACGAUAAGUCUCUUCUUUAUGAGACUGCAGAUGAGGAAUGUAACAUCAAAGGAAGCCGCAAGCUCAAGCACACAGAAAAGUUUAGAUUUUUCGACAAGGCUGCUGUGGAGACCGAAGCUGACCGUGUCAAAAGCUCCGCAGAUCCAUGGCAACUCUGCACCGUAACCCAAGUCGAGGAGCUCAAGUCCAUCAUCCGCUUGCUGCCAGUAUGGGCAUCCGGAAUCGUCUUUUCCACCGUAUAUAGUCAAAUGAGCACCAUGUUUGUCCUACAAGGCAACACAAUGGACCAACACAUGGGCCCAAAAUUCAAAAUCCCAUCUGCCUCCCUCUCCCUUUUUGACACACUCAGUGUCAUCUUCUGGGCGCCCGUUUACGACCAAAUCAUUGUCCCGUUUGUGAGAAAGUUCACGGGGCAUGACCGAGGCUUCACUCAGCUCCAAAGGAUGGGCAUUGGUCUCGUCAUUUCCAUUUUCUCUAUGGUUGUUGCCGGGAUCCUUGAGGUCAACCGGCUCAGCUAUGUGAGGAGGCAUAACUACUAUGAUCUCGAGGAAAUUCCCAUGACUAUUUUCUGGCAAGUUCCACAGUAUUUUCUUAUUGGGUGCGCGGAGGUUUUUACUUUUAUCGGGCAAUUGGAGUUUUUCUACGACCAGGCACCUGAUGCAAUGAGAAGCCUGUGCUCGGCGCUCUCUCUCACAACAGUUGCGCUGGGGAAUUACUUGAGUACUCUGCUCGUCACGGUUGUGACGAAAGUGACCACAAGGAACGGGAAGCUCGGUUGGAUUCCGGAUAACUUGAAUAGGGGCCAUCUGGACUAUUUCUACUGGCUUUUGGCGAUACUCAGCGUGCUUAAUUUCGUCGUUUAUCUUUGGAUUUCAAAAUGGUACACUUACAAGAAGGCUACAGGGAAAACCUCAUUGACAUAGUUUGAUGGAAGGUAGGAAAAUAUUUUCUGCUUAGGAAAAAAAAAAAACGCUUUGUAUUUUUUGGAGGCAAGUUUUUUAAAAACUGUUUGCAUUUUGGUUGGUCAUUGUUUCAGAUUCAGUCUAGUUUGUGUUGCAUAUUCUGCUCUUGUUUCAAGGUUUUGUCUUAGUUCUCAUGGAGAUUGAACUGUUUGUAGAUAUAGAUGAUUUUUUAGUUUACUCCA